Molecule: messenger RNA, 1251 nt
Organism: Corythoichthys intestinalis (scribbled pipefish)
Lineage: Eukaryota; Metazoa; Chordata; Actinopteri; Syngnathiformes; Syngnathidae
Gene: mtg1
Product: mitochondrial ribosome-associated GTPase 1
Exons: 11
Coding region: 169-1128 (319 amino acids)
Biological process (GO): mitochondrial translation
Cellular component (GO): mitochondrion
Molecular function (GO): GTPase activity; GTP binding
Source: RefSeq, a predicted model, not a curated record
AGACGAGGAAGAAACGCGGAACAAAUAACCGUGCAUAUUUCUGACUCGGCGUGUAAACAAUGGUACGCGUGGUAUCAAUUUGGUAGUUUUUUUUUUUUUUUUCCUUAUUUUGAGUGAAAUAAAUACUGAUAGUUACAGAUGUAAAAUUAAGUCACUUUAUUUACGACAAUGAAACUGUACCGGUCCCUCUACAAUGUCACGAAGUUUCGAGGUGCGUUCGACUUCGGAGGACGUGAAGUAGCUCACUGGUUCCCAGGACACAUGGCUAAAGGACUGAAGCAAAUGAGAGCCAGUCUAAAGAGAGUGGACUGCGUCGUUGAAAUCCACGACGCUCGAAUACCGUUCUCUGGAAGAAACCCUAUGUUUCAGGAGACUCUGGACGUGAAACCGCAUUUGCUGGUCCUGAACAAAAUGGACUUGGCUGAUCUGACAAAUAAACAGAGGAUCCUGAAUAAGCUUAAUUCUAACGGAGUGAAGAAUGUUCUGUUCACUGACUGUCUAAAGCAGCGAGACAACAGUGUUACCAAGUUGGUGCCAACAGUCUUGGAGAUGAUUACAAAGUCGCCACGCUUUAACAGAGAAGAGAAUCAUAAUUAUUGCCUGAUGAUAAUUGGAGUACCCAAUGUGGGAAAGUCAUCACUUAUCAACUCACUAAGAAGGACACAUUUGAAAAAAGGCCGUGCGUCUCGAGUCGGCGGAGAGCCUGGGAUAACACGAGCCGUCCUUACUAAGAUUCAGGUGUGUGAACGCCCUAUUAUGCACCUACUAGACACACCUGGAGUCUUACCCCCGAAGAUAGAGAGUGUCGAAACGGGCAUGAAGCUCGCGUUGUGUGGAACUAUCCUGGAUCAUUUAGUGGGUGAGGAUGUUAUCGCUGACUACUUGCUGUAUUCUUUGAACCGUCUUGGAAACUUCAGUUAUGUGGAAAAAUACAACCUGGAAGAGCCCAGCGAUGACAUUCAAAAUGUCCUCAAACGCAUCGCUGUGAAGCUUAGGAAGGUUCAGCGUGUCAAAGCCCUCACUGGAGUGGGCAACGUUACCGUCACCGUUCCCAAUUAUCCAGCGGCUGCAUACGACUUCAUCCGAGCCUUUAGGAAAGGAGAGUUAGGCCAAGUAAUUCUGGACUAAAAGAACAGAUUUCAUGAAUGCACUACGGCAUCUAUACUUUGUAAGUAAAAAAAUAAAUAAAUAAAGAUAUGACUUGAACAGUAGCGCAGGAAGUGGUGUGCUGCAGCACCCCGUUGGUUUGUU